This is a messenger RNA of Diabrotica virgifera virgifera (western corn rootworm), 11627 nucleotides long. RefSeq lists its product as uncharacterized. Gene Ontology annotation, biological process: homophilic cell-cell adhesion. Lineage: Eukaryota; Metazoa; Arthropoda; Insecta; Coleoptera; Chrysomelidae. Gene Ontology annotation, molecular function: calcium ion binding. Bases 145 to 11478 code for a protein of 3777 amino acids. The record is from RefSeq and is a predicted model, not a curated record. Gene Ontology annotation, cellular component: membrane. The transcript is spliced from 43 exons.
GGAGUAGUAUCUGCGAUAAACAGUAUCGAGUGACUACCUCUCGAUAAUAUUUGGAUAAAUAGAAUAGAUAAAUUAUUUGAUAGUAGAUACCGUCAUAAAAUAGUAGUUAUUGUUUUUGGAACUGAGUGACAUGAAGGCUUAGUGAUGCGGUUGAGGACAAUAAUCUUUUUGUUUUGUGUUUUGGGAUUAUCCAAUGCGCAGAAUAAUAAUAAUGGAAAUUGUUCAAUCGAAGGUUUUGUACCCAGUGAUUGGACGGUAAUUUUUAAACCUGACACCAUCGUUACCGACGAAGCGGCAGAUGAGGUUAUCUUUAGCGGAGCUUUUACUGGAAAGUUGGACGACUUGUCAUGUACGCCUAGCGCAACGGGCAAAAGCAAUUAUGUGGAUUUUGAAGCAAAAGACGGAAAAUUUACAAUAAAAACUGCUGCAGAUAUUGUAAAGUUGGAUGAGGAAACUGCUCAAACUAGCUCACCAUUUUAUCUCAAUUAUGUGUGUACUAUGAACUGCGAUGCUGGACAGAGUCAAUUGGGUAUAGCAGUCAAAAUAGCUGAUUAUAAUAAUCACAAGCCAGAAUUUUCUCAAGCAACUUACACAUACACCGUUGCUUCACCAAUUAUGCCUCAUACAGACUUUACUUUAGAAGGGGAUGUCAUCAAAGCCACCGAUUUGGAUUUUUCCAAUAAUAAUAUUAUUUUUACAGUGGAUCCCCCACAUUUCGUUAUUGAUACAACAGCAGACAGUACUGACAGUAAUAAAAAAACGUUUGUGGCCAAAAUUAGAGCUAAAAGUGUAGUCCAACUGAAGGAAACGACCACCACGUAUACUUUGACUGCUACAGAUGUAGGUACGGAUCCAGGACCUCUUAGCCAAACUGCUAGUCUUACAUUUACAAUCGACGCAGAUAACAGUUUGGAUAUUCCAUCUUUCGAAUACCAGGACAGUCAGACUGACUACUCAUUUCAGUACCAAAGCGAUAAUACAUUGAAACCGUUAUCUGGAUCUAUUAAGUUGAAUACCCAACAUUCAUUAACUACGAAAAACUUUGAACUUCUCGGUGACAUGAAAGGGAAAUUUUCUAUUGAAUACGAUUCAAACGCAAAGGAAAUCACUUUAAGCGUCCAAGAGGAAAUAAAAGAUCCUACCGUAACAUUAACAGUUCUUACACUCAAUAUCAAUAAUGGUCAAGUGACUGUUUCUACUCCAGUUAUUAUUUACUUUACGACCAGUUCUAUCUUCAAAUUCGAUAAGCAUAUAUACACUGGAAGUUACGAUGACGCAAAAAAUCAAGUCAAUUUGGAUGAGUCGAUUACAAUAACCAGUAGUGGCAAAUCUGAUGUUAAUAUUGAAAUUGCUGGAGAUUUGGCAAAGUAUUUCAGUGCAGUCAAAGGCACUGAUGCCGGCACUUGGUCUAUUAAAGUAGCUACCCCCGCUCCAACAGCAGACGAACUAAAAGGAUAUACAUAUCUUAAUCUGGUACUGACUGCUACUGAAGACGACAUCGACGGCAAAGACACGGCAAGCCUUUUGGUCAAACUUCCUUCCCAUGUACUGCAGUUUUCCAAAAUUUUAUAUGAAGCUACUUACAAUGAAGAUAAUACUGUAACCAUGUCUGAUAAGAUUACGUUUACGACAAAUGAAGAUACAGUAGUAGAUAUAACCGUCGAUACAAAUUAUGAGAAAUAUUUCGUCGUAAGUCAGGAGGACAAGAGCUAUAUAAUAAAAUCCACAACUACACCGCUACCGGAUGAGAUUCUCUCCAAGCAGACAGAAAUUGCAGUCAUCAUAACAGCAAAAGAUGGCUACCAGAAUACCCAGCAAGCAGUUGUCAAGAUCACCCUGCCAGAAAUUAACAAUGAAAAGGCGCCGAAGUUUACCAAAUCCUAUUAUAAAUCUGAAUACAAGCAAAACCAAACAGAUAAUUACUUGGACUUCACGGAUCCUUUAACUUUUGAUAACGUGGAUGAUCCAUCGAAAGUUAAAAUUAGUCUAGAUGCAUACAGUGACAAUUUUGAAAUAGUUUAUGAUAAAAGUCAAAAGAAAUGGCGAGUGCAUAUAAAAGAUCCGUUAACAUCUAAGGACUUCGAUUCUUGGACAGAAAUACUUGUGAUAAUGGAAGCUACAGAAUCAGGAGUCACUAAAACAGGAAAAUCUGUAUUGGUAAUAGACCUUACAACUGACGUCGGUCCUCAGUUCGUUGAAUUGUAUUAUUCAGCUGAAUAUAAACAAAAUGACACGAAAUAUAUAGAUUUUCAUACAGCUCUUGCUUUUGAAAAAGAGGUUGAUCCAAAAAAUUUACAAAUAACACUUGAUACUUACACCAACAAUUUCGCAGUGACUUAUGAUACAGCUCAAAAGGAAUGGCGCAUACAAAUAAAAUCUCCCCUGAGCUCUAAAGAUUUUGAGUCUUUAUCAGAAAUCGUUUUGACUAUGGAAGCGACUCAGUCAGGAGUCAAUAAAACAGGAAAAGCUGUAUUGGUAAUAGAACUUAUAACUGAAACUGGUCCUGAGUUUUCCAAAUUGUACUAUGCGUCUGAAUACAAACAAUACCAAAAAGACUAUAUCGAUUUUAAAGAAGAUGUUACUUUUACCGAAAAUAUUGAUCCAAACAAUUUAAAGAUAACAAUUGAUUCUUACACGGAUAAUUUUGCAGUGGUUUACGAUACUGCUCAAACAAAAUGGCGGAUAGAAAUUAAAUUGCCUCUAAAUUCUCAAGAUUUCGAGUCUUUAUCAGAAAUUGUUCUUACUAUGGAAGCUACAGAAAUAGGCGUCACCAAAACAGGAAAAUCUGUAUUGGUUAUCGAACUCACAACAGACGCAACAGAAGUGGGACCACAAUUUAAUGAAUUAUUUUAUCAAUGCGAAUAUAAACAAGGCCAAAUUGAUUAUUUAGACUUUGGAACAGAUAUUGGUUUUACCGAAAAUAUUGAUCCAAAAAAUUUAAAAAUAAUUCUAAACUCUUAUACUGACAAUUUCGCGGUAACUUAUGAUAAAGAUGAAAAGAAAUGGCGUAUACAAAUAACAGUCCCCCUGGAUUCUAACGUUUUUGACUCUUUAUCAGAAAUCAUACUGACCAUGGAAGCUAUAGAAACGGGCGUUACUAAAUCAGGAAAAGCUAUGUUGGUUAUCGAACUCAAAACAGAUGCAAGAGAAGUGGGGCCACAAUUUAAGGACUUAUACUACCAAUCCGAAUAUAAACAAGGCAAAACUGAUUAUAUAGAUUUUAAAACAGAUGUUGCUUUUGAAGAAGACAUUGAUCCAAAGAAUAUAAAAAUAUCAAUGGACUCUUAUACGGACAAUUUUGCAAUAGUUUAUGAUACAGCUCAAAACAAAUGGCGCAUUCAAAUAAACUCCCCUCUGAGUUCUAAAGAUUUUGAAUCUCUAUCAGAAAUCGUCCUAACAAUGGAAGCUACAGAAUCAGGGGUCACCAAAACUGGAAAAUCUGUGUUGAUUAUCGAACUCAAAACUGAUGCUACAGAAGUGGGUCCACAAUUUAAGGACUUAUAUUAUGAAGCUGAGUACAAACAAGGCCAAACUGAUUAUAUAGAUUUUAAAUCACCUGUGGCAUUUAAAGCAGACAAUGAUCCAAAUAAUCUAAAAAUAUCAAUAGAUUCUUAUACUAAUAACUUCGCAGUAACUUAUGAUGCAACUAACAAGAAAUGGCGAAUACAAAUAAAAUCUCCCCUGACUUCUAAAGAUUUCGAGUCUUUAUCAGAAAUCGUUAUAACUAUGGAAGCUACCGAAUCAGGAGUUACCAAAACAGGAAAAUCUGUCUUAGUUAUCGAACUCAAAACAGACGCAACAGAAGUGGGGCCACAAUUUAAGGACUUAUAUUAUGAAGCUGAAUAUAAAGAAGGCCAAACUGAUUAUAUCGAUUUUAAAUCAGCUGUGGCAUUUAGAGAAGACAAUGAUCCAAAUAAUCUAAAAAUAUCAAUAGAUUCUUAUACUGACAACUUCGCAGUAACUUAUGAUACAACAAACAAAAAAUGGCGUAUACAACUAAUAUCUCCUCUGGAUUCUAAAGAUUUUGAAUCUUUAUCAGAAAUCGUUAUAACCAUGGAAGCUACAGAAUCAGGGGUCACCAAAACUGGAAAAUCUGUGUUGGUUAUCGAACUCAAAACUGAUGCUACAGAAGUGGGUCCACAAUUUAAGGACUUAUAUUAUCAGUCUGAAUAUAAACAAGGCCAAACUCGUUAUAUAGAUUUUAAAACACCUGUGGCAUUUGAAAGAGACAUUGAUCCAAAGAAUAUAAAAAUAUCAAUGGAUUCUUAUAUGGACAAUUUCGAGGUAACUUAUGAUACAGCUCAACAAAUGUGGCGUAUAAAAAUAAAAUCCCCUCUGGACUCUAAAGAUUUUGAAUCCUUAUCAGAAAUCGUACUGACCAUGGAAGCUACAGAGUCUGGAAUUACUAAAACAGGAAAAUCUGUGUUGGUUAUCGAACUCAAAACAGACGCAACAGAAGUGGGACCACAAUUUAAGGACUUAUACUAUCAAUCUGAAUAUAAACAAGGCCAAACUGAUUAUCUAGAUUUUAAAACAGAUGUUACUUUUGAAGCAGACAAUGAUCCAAAGAAUAUAGAAAUUACAAUAGAUUCUUAUAAGGACAAUUUUGCGAUAACUUACGAUACGACUGAAAAGAAAUGGCGCAUACAAAUAACAGACCCUCUGGAUUCUAAAAUUUUUGACUCUUUAUCAGAAAUCGUACUGACCAUGGAAGCUACAGAAACAGGCGUUACUAAAACAGGAAAAUCUGUGUUAGUUAUCGAACUUAAAACAGAUACAACAGAAGUGGGGCCACAAUUUAAGGAAUUGUACUAUCAAUCGGAGUAUAAACAAGGUCAAACUGAUUAUAUAGAUUUUAAAACAGCUCUUGCUUUUGAACAAGACAUUGAUCCAAAGAAUGUAAAAAUAUCAGUGGAUGAUGCUUAUAAGGACAAUUUUGCGAUAACUUACGAUACGACUGAAAAGAAAUGGCGCAUACAAAUAACAGACCCUCUGGAUUCUAAAAUUUUUGACUCUUUAUCAGAAAUCGUACUGACCAUGGAAGCUACAGAAACAGGCGUUACUAAAACAGGAAAAUCUGUGUUGGUUAUCGAACUUAAAACAGAUACAACAGAAGUGGGACCACAAUUUAAGGAAUUGUACUAUCGAUCGGAGUAUAAACAAGGUCAAAGUGACUAUAUAGAUUUUAAAACAGCUCUUGCUUUUGAACAAGACAUUGAUCCAAAGAAUGUAAAAAUAUCAGUGGAUGAUGCUUAUAAGGACAAUUUUGCGAUAACUUACGAUACGACUGAAAAGAAAUGGCGCAUACAAAUAACAGACCCUCUGGAUUCUAAAAUUUUUGACUCUUUAUCAGAAAUCGUACUGACCAUGGAAGCUACAGAAACAGGCGUUACUAAAACAGGAAAAUCUGUGUUAGUUAUCGAACUUAAAACAGAUACAACAGAAGUGGGGCCACAAUUUAAGGAAUUGUACUAUCAAUCGCAGUAUAAACAAGGUCAAACUGAUUAUAUAUAUUUUAAAACAGCUCUUGCUUUUGAACAAGACAUUGAUCCAAAGAAUGUAAAAAUAUCAGUGGAUGAUGCUUAUAAGGACAAUUUUGCGAUAACUUACGAUACAACUGAAAAGAAAUGGCGCAUACAAAUAACAGACCCUCUGGAUUCUAAAGUUUUUGACUCUUUAUCAGAACUCGUACUGACCAUGGAAGCUACAGAAACAGGCAUUACUAAAACAGGAAAAUCUGUGUUGGUUAUCGAACUUAAAACAGAUACAACAGAAGUGGGACCACAAUUUAAGGAAUUGUACUAUCGAUCGGAGUAUAAACAAGGUCAAAGUGACUAUAUAGAUUUUAAAACAGCUCUUACUUUUGAACAAGACAUUGAUCCAAAGAAUGUAAAAAUAUCAGUGGAUGAUGCUUAUAAGGACAAUUUUGCGAUAACUUACGAUACAACUGAAAAUAAAUGGCGCAUACAAAUAACAGACCCUCUGGAUUCUAAAGUUUUUGACUCUUUAUCAGAAAUCGUACUGACCAUGGAAGCUACAGAAACAGGCAUUACUAAAACAGGAAAAUCUGUGUUGGUUAUCGAACUUAAAACAGAUACAACAGAAGUGGGACCACAAUUUAAGGAAUUGUACUAUCGAUCGGAGUAUAAACAAGGUCAAAGUGACUAUAUAGAUUUUAAAACAGCUCUUACUUUUGAACAAGACAUUGAUCCAAAGAAUGUAAAAAUAUCGGUGGAUGAUGCUUAUAAGGACAAUUUUGCGAUAACUUACGAUACAACUGAAAAGAAAUGGCGCAUAAAAAUAAUAGACCCCCUGGAUUCUAAAGUUUUUGACUCUUUAUCAGAAAUCGUACUGACCAUGGAAGCUACAGAAACAGGCGUUACUAAAACAGGAAAAUCUGUGUUGGUUAUCGAACUCAAAACAGAUACAACAGAAGUGGGACCACAAUUUAAGGAAUUGUACUAUCGAUCGGAGUAUAAACAAGGUCAAAGUGACUAUAUAGAUUUUAAAACAGCUCUUGAUUUUGAACAAGACAUUGAUCCAAAGAAUAUAAAAAUAUCAGUGGAUGAUGCUUAUAAGGACAAUUUUGCGAUAACUUACGAUACAACUGAAAAGAAAUGGCGCAUACAAAUAACAGACCCUCUGGAUUCUAAAAUUUUUGACUCUUUAUCAGAAAUCGUACUGACCAUGGAAGCUACAGAAACAGGCAUUACUAAAACAGGAAAAUCUGUGUUGGUUAUCGAACUUAAAACAGAUACAACAGAAGUGGGACCACAAUUUAAGGAAUUGUACUAUCAAUCGGAGUAUAAACAAGGUCAAACUGAUUAUAUAGAUUUUAAAACAGCUCUUGCUUUUGAACAAGACAUUGAUCCAAAGAAUGUGAAAAUAUCAGUGGAUGAUGUUUAUAAGGACAAUUUUGCGGUAACUUACGAUACAACUGAAAAGAAAUGGCGUAUACAAAUAACAGACCCUCUAGAUUCUAAAGUUUUUGACUCUCUAUCAGAAAUCAUACUGACCAUGGAAGCUACAGAAACAGGCGUGACUAAAACAGGAAGGUCUGUGUUAGUUAUCGAACUCAAAACAGAUACAACAGAAGUGGGACCACAAUUUAAGGACUUAUAUUAUGAAGCUGAAUAUAAAAAAGACCAAACAGAUUAUAUAGAUUUUAAAACAGAUGUUGCUUUCACCGAAACUAUUGAUCCCAAAAAUUUAAAGAUAGCAAUUAAUGAUUAUACUGCUAACUUUGAUGUUGAAUACGAUUCUGACAAAUGGCGGAUUAAAAUCACCAAACCACUGGAUGACUCCGUUUUCGACACCACAACAGAGUUGAUCUUAGUGAUGGAGGCUAGUGAAACUGGAAUAACUUCAAAGGGUUCGUCGGUACUUGUAAUUAAAUUGACAGGUUCUUCUGUUAAUGAUAAAGUUCCAAAAUUCAAAGAUGUUUAUUAUUCCGCCGAAUAUCCUAAGGAGGGCUCAGGAACAAUUCCAUUUGAUCAAGAAAUUAACUUCGAAAAUAUAGCUGAUAUAAGCAAGGUUCACAUAGUAGUUUCUGAUUAUACCGAUUACUUCAGCGUUGCUUACGAUACAACAAAGACAGCCUGGUCUAUAACCAUCGUUAAACCACUAGACCUAAACGCUGUAACUGGACCCGUCAUAACGACAUUAUCUGCUACAAUAGACGGAGAUGACGAGCAUAAACCAGUGGCUGCAUUUACUUUAAAACUUCCGGAACUUACUGCUCCUAUCUUCUCCAAACCGUAUUAUCAAGCAGAGUACAAAGUUUCUGGCACUACAGCAACUGUAAAUUUGAUAGAUCAAAUUGGAUUUGGUGCUGACGUUGAUGAUACUAACAUUGACAUAACGUCUAAUGAUUAUUCAGAAUAUUUUACAUUUACCUACGAGGAGAAACAAUGGAAAGUCGUUACAAACGGCAUACUGGACCUUAAAGAGCUGGAUCGCUCCGAUCUAGUAGUUUCCAUUACAGCUACUGACAAAACCACCAAACUGACCAGCUUUUCUGUCAUCGAUCUCAAAUUACCUAAUGUGAACACUGAAGAUGCUCCAAAGUUUUCCAAAACAUAUUAUACCGCUAGCUACACUGUAUCUGGAGACAACAAGGCUACUGUAACUCUUGACGAGCAGUUCGCAUUCAGUAACAGAGAUGACCCAAAGAGUGUUACUUUAACCACUGAUAACUACCAGAAAAACUUUAUUAUAAAAUUUACUGAUGGAAAAUGGACUAUAACCGUUGAUCAAAAUCUAGAUGCAGACACACUAAACUCCAAUGAUAUAGUUAUGUCUGUCAUAGCUACAGAUUCCACCACCAAGGAUGUAGGCGAAUGUACUCUGCUGAUGACGCUGCCGAAAAUUAAUAGCAAAGAUGCACCUAGAUUCGAUAAGCCUUAUUAUCAGUCUGAAUGCGAUGAUGCUACCACAAGUUUGGAUGCAGAAAUAGCGAUUACCAAUAAAGAUGAUUUAUCGGAUAUUAAUGUCAGUAUCCUUGAACAAGAUUAUAAAGAUAACUUCAACAUCACUUUUGACGAUGCAGCCAAAGUUUGGAAGAUAGCGGUGCUGUCAGUACCAAAGAUUAAAACAUCUACAAACGAUUUACUCUUAACUUUGAUAGCUACAGAAAAGGGGAACGAAGAACUUGGACAAGCAGCUCUAGUCUUGAAUUUCCUCGCAGUGACAGCUCCUAAAUUCUCGUCUAUACAAUAUCGCGGUAGCUACAAAGCUGCAGAAGUAAGUUCUUUCGAAAUAGGUGACAUUAAAAUUACCAACAAAGACAAGCAAGAUGACAUCCAACUCAAAUUGUCUUUAGAUAGUGAUUCAGAUAUUUCAAAAUACUUCAAGUUCACUCUCACGGACAACGUAUGGAAAGUAACUUUAAAAGAUCCUCUCCCCGAUGAUGAUAUCAAAGGAAAAACUGAGCUGGUUUUGACUUUGUCAGCAACUGAAAAGAAUAACGACGAAAUAGGCUACGCCACUGUCAUAAUUGCCUUGGAAGAUAAUGUGGUUACGUCUGACCUAACCUUCUCUGAUGUCUACUACAGUGCUGAUUAUAUCAAGUCUAGUCCUCUACCAGAUAUUGAGUUAGAUAAAGACAUUAGUUUGAAAUCGAGUGAGGACCUGAAAGAUGCUGUUGUUGAAUUUGUAGCUACUGAUGAAUUUAAUGCCAACAACUAUUUUGGCGUUAAUCCUACAGGAACUGCAGGCGUUUAUACCAUUUCUAGUAAAAAGGAACUGCCCGACAAGAUCUUAGAAGCACACAGUUUGAGUGUAGUUCUGCAAGCAUCACUGGAUCAACUCCCCAAGGCCUUCGCUACUUUGGUAAUUGAUCUUCCAGUAGAUGGAGAGAGUAAUUCGAUAGAUUUCAAGAAAGCUUUAUAUGAAGCAAACUAUACUAUUAGCAGUGAUGAUGAACGUUCAUUUGGAACCGAAGGAAUCACUAUUGAUACCAAAGAAGCUGCUGGUAAUCUCAAAGUUCUAAUUUCGCCUGAUUCUUUAUAUGGAGCGUACUUUGACGUUAAACAGGACAAUUAUGAAGUUAUUGUUACCGUAAAAGCUAAAAUUCCUUCUGAUGUUUAUGAAAAGGUGUCUGUAAUUCCCCUAGCUCUUGAAGCUACAUCAUCAGGAACACAGAAAGUUGGAAAAACCGUCGUCAAUGUCAACAUAGAAUAUAAUAAAGGUUCCGUAAAAUUCAGUUCUUCUCUUUAUAAUGGAAACUACACUGUUAAAGAGGGAGAAGCUACCAUAUAUGUUGAUGAGAUUGCAUUGGCGACAGAUCAAGAUGCAGAUCAUAUAUCGGUUGAUGUAGACAACGACUACCACAAAUAUUUUAAAGCUUCAUACGACAAAUCUAAAGUAACAAUAACUAAAACUGCCGAUAUACCAAUAGCUGAUCUUAAGAAAAUUUCAACAAUAUCUAUACAAUUAAAAGCAACGGUCAAGAAUUCCAAAGUCGAGGACAACACUGUAAUAAACUUAUUGAUUAUCACAGAUGAUACUCCGACACCAGAGCAAGGAAAAAUAAGUUUUGACAACACUAUAAAUACUGGCGAAUAUUCCGUAGUAAAUGGAAAAGGCGAAUUUAAAGAAGAUAAGGAGAUCAAACUUACUACAGAUAGGCAAAACGAUGAAAUAGAAGUGAAAUUCAGCGAUGAUUCCGAGUUUAAAGAUAAGUUUAGCAUUUCCUACAAAGAUCAAGUAGUAACAGUGGAAAAGAAAGAGGAUCUGUCAGAUGAUGAUUUCCAAUCUAAUGCCUAUAUUUCGUUAGAAAUGAUCGCUACUAUUACAAAGUCGCAACAAAGCUCCUCAGCUGUGCUAAACAUCCGUAUGAACAAUGAUGGAGGUAAUGAUAAUAAACACAUAUCCUUUGAGUAUCCUGCUUACAAAGGUCUCUACAAUGUAUCGAACAAUAUGGCUGAUUUAGAUUAUGAAAAAAUAACUGUAACCACGGACCAAACAGAUGAAAAUGUGGAAGUGAAAAUAGCGGGACCAUACAAUGAAUAUUUCGAUGUACUUUAUACCAAUAAAGUGGUCCGUAUCAGUCUGAAGGAUACAGCUGCCAGUACGACUCUUAGAAGUUUAACGAAUAUUCCAGUAGUACUGUAUGCACAAGUCAAGACUACAACCCGUUCAGCAACAACAGUGGUAAAUUUACAAGUUAGAGAUUACGACAACGACAAUAAUCCUACAGAAUCUAUUCAGUUCCCGAAAUUGAUCAAUGACGCUCAGUAUAUCGUGUCCAAAGGAGAAUUCAGCAGUGACGAUAUGGUUGUUGUCACCAAUGUUUUAGACGAAUAUAUAGAAUGCGAUUUAUCAAAUGAUUACCAUUAUGAAAAAUACUUCCAAUGUAAUUAUAAACACACACGAGUACAAGUAACUCUUUAUAGGACACUACCUAAAGACGAAAUCAAAAAAUUGAACAACAUUGCAUUGAAAGUCACUAUAUCUGACAAGAAUAGACAAGGUGUUUAUGGAGAUGCUAUACUCAACAUUGAGCUUAAACAUCAGAGUGAGACGACAGAUAAAGAAAUGAAUACGACUGGUUAUAUUGUGGCUAUUUCAAUUCUGUCAGUUUUGAUGUUUAUCCUGCUAGCAGGAACAGCAGGAUUUUACUUUUAUAAAUUCAGGAAAUCGAGAUACGACAAAAUGACCGAAGACGAAUAUAUGAACACCAAAGUUCGAUUUGACAAAAGUGCGUUAAAAAGGCCAUCAAACAGAGAUUCAACAAUUCGAUCAGGUUCAAUCGAAGAAAGACGACCCACUGGUUUUAUCUUUAACAGCACCCUUGCAGAAUUGGGAGAAGAAGAACCGAGGGAUUCUAGCACAGAUCCGGAUAUGAAAGAAAGAAAAAAAUCGGUAGCUUUCGAUGAAAACGUAGAGAAGCUCCAGAUAGACAGUGUCAACGACGAUGACAUCGAUAAAGCUUUAGAAGAAGACAAAAGCGAGGAAGCAUCAGCUAAAGUUGAAUAAAAGCAUCUCUUGCUGCUGUGUAAAUGCAGAUUGUAGCAAAAUUGUAUUAUAGAUCUUCGGACGGAUGUUCUUGUUUUGUAUUACCUAAUAGUAGAUACGAGAAUUGUGAUAGGAAUAAUCUAUUUUAAAAAUAAAGUUAUUUUUUAAUU